CUGGAUGGUCGGCUCCAGGUGUCCCACCGCAAGGGCCUUCCGCACGUCAUCUACUGCCGCCUGUGGCGCUGGCCCGACCUGCACAGCCACCAUGAGCUGCGCGCCAUGGAGAUGUGCGAGUACGCCUUCAACAUGAAGAAGGAUGAAGUCUGUGUCAAUCCCUACCAUUACCAAAGAGUGGAGACUCCAGUGUUGCCUCCAGUGUUGGUGCCUCGGCACACAGAGAUCCCAGCUGAGUUUCCUCCCUUGGACGACUACAGCCACUCCAUCCCAGAGAACACUAACUUCCCAGCAGGUAUCGAGCCCCAGAGCAACUACAUUCCAGAGACACCUCCUCCAGGCUAUUUGAGUGAGGAUGGAGAAACUAGUGACCACCAGAUGAACCCCAGCAUGGAUGCAGGUUCUCCAAACUUAUCACCAAACCCUAUGUCUCCAGCACACAAUAAUCUGGACCUGCAGCCUGUCACCUACUGUGAGCCAGCCUUCUGGUGCUCCAUAUCCUACUAUGAGCUCAACCAGAGAGUGGGAGAGACCUUCCAUGCCUCCCAGCCCUCCAUGACCGUGGAUGGCUUCACUGACCCGUCGAACUCCGAGCGCUUCUGCCUGGGUUUGCUGUCCAAUGUCAACAGGAACGCGGCAGUGGAGCUCACCCGGAGACACAUUGGCCGAGGAGUGAGGCUGUACUACAUCGGGGGGGAGGUGUUUGCUGAGUGCCUCAGUGACAGUGCCAUCUUUGUGCAGUCCCCCAACUGCAACCAGCGCUACGGCUGGCACCCGGCCACCGUCUGCAAGAUCCCGCCAGGAUGUAACUUGAAGAUUUUUAACAACCAGGAGUUUGCUGCUCUCCUGGCUCAGUCUGUCAACCAGGGCUUCGAGGCUGUGUACCAGCUGACCAGGAUGUGCACCAUCCGCAUGAGCUUCGUCAAGGGAUGGGGAGCGGAAUACAGGCGGCAGACUGUGACCAGCACUCCCUGCUGGAUCGAGCUGCACCUCAACGGCCCCUUGCAGUGGCUGGACAAGGUCCUCACCCAGAUGGGCUCCCCCAGCAUCCGCUGCUCCAGUGUCUCCUAA
This is a messenger RNA of Acanthisitta chloris (rifleman), 1071 nucleotides long. It is a transcript of the gene SMAD3, whose product is annotated as SMAD family member 3. The transcript is spliced from 8 exons. NCBI's taxonomy places the organism in Eukaryota, Metazoa, Chordata, Aves, Passeriformes, Acanthisittidae. Bases 106 to 1071 code for a protein of 321 amino acids. Gene Ontology annotation, biological process: BMP signaling pathway; SMAD protein signal transduction; regulation of transcription by RNA polymerase II. The record is from RefSeq and is a predicted model, not a curated record. Gene Ontology annotation, molecular function: RNA polymerase II cis-regulatory region sequence-specific DNA binding; I-SMAD binding; DNA-binding transcription factor activity, RNA polymerase II-specific. Gene Ontology annotation, cellular component: heteromeric SMAD protein complex.